AUGGAAACUGAUCCAAUGAAUGUUACACAAAAUCAAACUUAAACAAGGCGUCAUUAUCCAAAAGAUGUUUAAGGUUUAAAAUCUGAAUGGUAUGGAAUUGAACAUCAUAUGUACGAGAUUGGAUAAGACAUAUAACGCAAUGAAAGAGAAAUUUUGAAUCUGAGAAAGAAGGAAUUAUUGACUGAAUUGGAUCGUAAAAUGCUUGAAUAAUUGCAAAUUAAACAGAAAGAAUUGGAGUAGAAAUACGAGGAUGCAUAAGAAAUGAAAAGGAGAUAAAUGAAAUUCCAAGAGGAAUAAAGAAAAUUCUUAGAAGACAAAGCUGUAUUACAAAAAGGCAUCUCUUCUAUCUACGACAAAUAAAAAUAAGACUCCUUGAUUAGAGAAAUGGAUUUGAGAUAAUAAAAGUUAGAUUGGGAACAGUAGGCUUUGGAUGAGAAUAGAAGGAGAAUGGAAUAGGAUUUCCUAUAGAGGAGAUUGCAAAAGGAACAAUGGGCUAAAGAAUAAGAUGCAGACCUUAAACUAUCAUAGAUAAGACACUUGGAAGAAAAAGAGAGAUUUAGAAAUGAUUAAAUUGAAAUUCAAGAGUUGAAUAGAAGAAAUGCUGAAAAAGAAUUAAUCAAAGAGGAAAACUACAAAAAUUUCUAUAAACUUUGUUCUCAAAAUCAAGCGUAAUUAUAGAAAAUGCAUAUUGACAAUGUCCUUUAACCUUUAUUGGAAAGACAAGCCUAAUUGGAAUCGAUGAUCUCUAAAAAUAUGGAUGCAUAUUAAAGAAAAUUACUUUAAGAAGAAUUGGAUCGAGUAUUGAGGAGACAAGAAGAAUAUAGAUAAACAUUGAAUGUUAAUAAAAAGAUGUUGGAUGAAAGAGAGUAAGGGAAAGUGCAGGAGAAGAGUGUUAAAUAAGAGUUAAAUAAAUAAAGAUUAGAAGAUAUUUAAAAUUACAACUAAUUCUUAGUUUAAAGGAAGGUUGAUUAAGUAGAAUAACAAAGAUAAUACAAGGAAUAUUUAGAUCAAUAAAGAAUAGAAAAAGAGGAAUAAAGACUGAAACAACUAAGGAUGGGAAGACAAGAAAAAUCUAUGAAUAUGUUGGAUUUACAAGCAUAUAAAAAUUAAGAUGCAUAAUUAAAUGCUAAAAUUAUUGGAUGGUCACCAUAAGUUGGUUAAUUACCACCAAAACAAGAUUACUUAUUAAAAUAACAAUCUCUAGCUUAACUAAAGUAGGAUGAGAUGAAUACAAUUAAUUAAAAUUUGAGUAGUGUUUCUCAAGUGAGUCGUGGAAAUGCUUUAAGGGGAGCAGGAUAAAAUGCUAUUCAUUAAAGUCACAAUCCCCUUACAAAUCCUAUUCCAUUUAAUAAUCAGAAUCCUUACAUAUAGAAAUAAUAUGAAUAAAUGAUUAGACCAAGACCUUAUUGAAAUAUAUUCACAUUAAACAAUAUGUUGUAUAUCAUAUACUCU
This is a messenger RNA of Paramecium tetraurelia, 1452 nucleotides long. RefSeq lists its product as uncharacterized. Lineage: Eukaryota; Ciliophora; Oligohymenophorea; Peniculida; Parameciidae. The record is from RefSeq and is a predicted model, not a curated record. The transcript is spliced from 7 exons.